Molecule: messenger RNA, 2071 nt
Organism: Hyla sarda
Lineage: Eukaryota; Metazoa; Chordata; Amphibia; Anura; Hylidae
Gene: STRADA
Product: STE20 related adaptor alpha
Exons: 13
Coding region: 154-1419 (421 amino acids)
Biological process (GO): protein phosphorylation
Molecular function (GO): ATP binding; protein kinase activity; protein serine/threonine kinase activator activity
Source: RefSeq, a predicted model, not a curated record
GUGUAUUGUGUCAGGCAGUGUGUGUGUUGUCACUCGGCUGUGUGUAUUGUGUAUACUACUACUGCUUACGUGUAACCGGCGUCCCUUUCCUUCAGAGCUGCUGAGGUUCUAGUUUAUGGCAUCUCAUAAAUCCUUCAACAUAAAGAGGACCCCAUGUCUUUUCUUCGUUGGGUUUCAGACAGGAUCCUGGUUGAUGGUUUGAGGGAGUUGGAGUUUUUUGGAGACUCUCAUUUAGGGGACUCUCGAAGGAAAACGGAUGAAGCAGCCAGUGUUGAGUCUAUAGCCUCCUGCCGCGGUCCGGACACCAUGGGGGUAUACACACCGGACAGUAACUGCUAUGAUUUGCUUACUAUCAUAGGAAAAGGAUUUGAAGACCUGAUGACAGUCAAUUUAGCCCGUUAUAAACCAUCUGGAGAGUAUGUAUGUGUCAGAAGGAUUAACAUGGAGUCCUGCACCAAUGACAUGGUUGCUUUCCUGCAGACUGAACUCCAUGUAUCCAAGCUGUUCAAUCACCCCAACAUCCUCCCUUACAGAGCAACGUUCAUUGCUGACAAUGAGCUGUGGGUGGUCACCCCAUUUAUGGCUUAUGGAUCAGCCAAAGACCUGAUCUGCACACACUUCACAGAUGGCAUGAGUGAGCUGGCCAUUGCUUACAUCCUGCUGGGAUUGCUGAAAGCCCUGGAUUAUAUUCAUCACAUGGGAUAUGUGCACAGGAGCGUAAAGGCCAGUCACAUCCUGAUCUCUGUGGACGGUAAAGUUUUUCUGUCUGGUCUGCGCAGCAUCCUUAGUAUGAUAAACCAUGGGCAACGUGUUAAAGUAGUCCAUGAUUUCCCCAAACACAGCUCCGGAGUCCUCCCAUGGCUUAGCCCAGAGGUCUUGCAGCAGAACCUACAGGGAUAUGAUGCCAAGUCUGACAUCUACAGUGUGGGGAUCACAGCAUGUGAAUUGGCUAAUGGUCAUGUGCCAUUCAAAGACAUGCCAGCAACACAGAUGCUCCUGGAAAAGCUAAAUGGCACAGUACCCUGCUUGCUUGACACAGCUACUAUUCCCGCCUCUGAACUCACUAUGAUGACCUCUCGCUCAGGAGCUGACUCUGGCAUUGGUGAGGGGACCUCCUGUCGCCCGUCCAAUGGGGAACCAAGCAUGCACCCAUACAAUCGCAGCUUCUCUCCUCAUUUCCACAACUUAGUGGAGUUGUGUCUGCAGAGGAACCCUGAACUCAGGCCGAAUGCUGGCACGCUGCUCAAUCAUUCCUUCUUCAAACAGAUAAAGCGCAGAGCGUCCGAAGCCCUUCCUGAGUUACUCCGUCCUGUGUCGCCCAUCACCAACUUUGAGGGAGCAAGGAGUUCAGCGCCUCGGGGCGUGAUGGAAUUGGCAUCUGAUCUGGAGCACUUAGAGGUGGACGAUUGGGACUUUUAAGGCAAACAAAAGAGGGACUAAGUGGGGGGAUGGGAAGGAUGUAAAUCCUGAUAAUGUUUACACAGCAUGGACCUCAUUGGGGUCUCACUUAUUGUAGGUGCAUGGGAAAAACCUACCACCAAAAAGAAAGUGUAGACGCUGACACUGGUGUUAGCGAUGUUCUCCUCUCACUUUGUGUUUCUUUUCAUGGAAACCAGCACAAUAUGCUGAAAACCUGUGCUAUCAAUGCUUAGUUAACCUGGUCAGCACUGUAUGGAUCUAACACAUCACUGUAUAGUUACCCGUCAGGGUCCAGCCACUCUUUUUUUCUAGAACAGUAAUGACCUGGACUUUGGGGGCAGGCAGCCCUGAUUUCGCUCAGGUAGGACACCUGAGAAGCCUCUUCAUUGUUGGUAAGCUUCUGUGAUGUUUUGAUAAAUCCUGUUUACCCCCGCCCAAUUUUGUGAUAUAUAAACUUUCAGUCUUAUUAUAGCACCUCAAAGACUGGGGCAGUAAUACCAGUGUGUGGUUUUUAAGGUGAUAUGCAUGUGAUUUUUUUUAAAAUAAACUUUUAUAGCUCACCCACAAAACAAUCAGUUGGUUGACAUUGCACCCUGGAAUUGGACUCUGGCAGAAGAAAACAUUAAAGCAGUGUUUCCCAACCAGGGUGCCU